This is a messenger RNA of Guyanagaster necrorhizus, 1368 nucleotides long. RefSeq lists its product as uncharacterized. The coding region runs from base 282 to 1241 and encodes 319 amino acids. The transcript is spliced from 19 exons. NCBI's taxonomy places the organism in Eukaryota, Fungi, Basidiomycota, Agaricomycetes, Agaricales, Physalacriaceae. The record is from RefSeq and is a predicted model, not a curated record.
CCGAGACAGGCGGGGGUUUUAUGUUUUAUGUGUGGUAGGCGGAACCCUAACCUUUCGUCGAGCGGAUUGACUUGAUGGACUUUUCUUCUACUUCGGGUCCAGCCUAACCAACGUUUUGUUGGCUUCCUUCCCUACACCCCCCCACCCCCACCCCUCAAAUUUAAGCAUACACCCAAUUUCGCGUACCUAUUAUUAUGAUCACGCGUGCGGACCCAAUAUGGUUCGGCUAAAAAAGGUCUUGCUUCCUUCUCUCCGCGUGUGUGCGUUAUCAAUAUCCAUUUAUGUUGGAAUGUGGGGGCUUUGUGUCUCUUCGCCCCACCCCUCACCCCCCCGCACCGCACCCCCCCCUCUUCUGCUCUCCUCUUCCUAUGGCUGGCUUUGAUAAUACCUUGGGUGCGCUAUUGGUCGGUGGGCUCGUGGCCAUGGCGUUGUGGGGCAUAACGUGUGUGCAGACGUAUACGUUCUUCACGACGAAUCAGAGAGAUCAGGCGGCCUUCAAGUUGCUUAUCGCGUUCCUUCUCGUCUUGGAUACGUUCGACUCGGUGUUGAACGGGCACAUUCUCUAUUUCUAUCUCGUCAAGAACUAUUUGAACCCUUUGGCUAUAUACGCGCCGACUUGGAGUGUGAUCCUCCAUGUAGCGAUCACGUCGAUCUCCGAUUUUAUAAUCCGGAGUAUGUUCGCUCGCCGGGUGUACCGAUUGAGUAAUGGGAAUAAAGUGAUAACGCUGUGGAUUGCGGCGGUAUCGGCUACGGACUUAGUCUGUGGGAUCGUGAUCACCGCUAAAGCGUUUGGGAUCUCGAGCUAUCUCGAGCUGGAUACACUCUCGUCGCUGUUGUACUUGAACUUUGCAGCUGGUACCACGAGCGAUGUGAGCGUUGCGCUCGCAUUGUGUUAUUAUCUCUACAUCUCACGUACGGGGUUCCCGAGGACCGACUCACUGAUAACUAUUCUCAUGGCGUACACGGUGAACACCGGAUUGGUCGUCGCCGUCGACGCCGCAUUAGGCAUCCUUACGUAUGCUGCGAUGCCGCACAACCUCAUAUUCCUCGGCUUUUACUUGCUCCUAAGCAAACUCUACCUAAACUCGUACCUUGCCAGCCUCAACGCCCGACAAGGGCUGCGCGAAAUGAGCAACCAGCCAGUGUCUAUCCAGUUCACAAACUUUGCCCAAUCUUCCGGCCGGUUCACGAAUGCGAGUGAAGCGAUCACAUCCGACGGCACUGUCACUCGAAACGGGUAAUUUGCAGAAGAGAUCCCUGCCAGAUAGUAGCGCCAGUUCGAACCCUUCUACGCCCAUCACUGCAACGACGGCGACGUUGACUCCGGUUCUGGCAGUGUGAAAUCCAGCCGCCGGCCGGGGGGUGUCG